Messenger RNA from Fonsecaea nubica, 882 nucleotides. RefSeq lists its product as hypothetical. The coding region runs from base 1 to 882 and encodes 293 amino acids. NCBI's taxonomy places the organism in Eukaryota, Fungi, Ascomycota, Eurotiomycetes, Chaetothyriales, Herpotrichiellaceae. The transcript has a single exon. Gene Ontology annotation, molecular function: protein kinase activity; ATP binding. Gene Ontology annotation, biological process: protein phosphorylation. The record is from RefSeq and is a predicted model, not a curated record.
AUGGACAUGACCCUCCUCGGUCGAGGAGCCAACGGUACCGUGUACCAAUUGACACCCUUUAUUGCGGUCAAGGUCGCACGUACCGGACCCUACGAAGAGACAGACCAUCUCCACGAGCAAAAGGUUUUCGAGUUGCUGGAAAAGCAAGACCGCGCAAUACCUUUCCUGGUUGAGAGUUUCUACCGGACACCGUUGAACACAUUCCUCGAGCUUGCCGACGGGGGAAGCGUCGCUCAGCAUCUCAACCGGUAUCAAGAGCGGCUCGGUCCGCAGGUUCUUCGAGUCACAGAGCACCUUGAACCUCUGACGAUUCGACGGUGGAUGGCACAGUUGUGUCUCGCGGUUGCGGGACUUGAGAGAAUCGGUCUGACGCACGGAGACAUUCGCCCACACAACAUGCUCCUCGAUAAAGAUUGGGACUUGAAAUUGAGCGACUUCGACCGCGUCAUUGGGGUAGGAGAGGAUAUCCCAGUAUUGACAGAGCCAUUCGGACGACGUCUGCACGAUGGGGAGGACGGCGUCAGUGGUACUUAUGGCAAAUCGGGUGCGCACACAGAAACCUUUGCCAUCGGAUCUGUAUUCUAUACCCUCCUACGUGGACACGAGCCGUAUGAGACUGAACGAUGGGGGUGUGACCACAAUAUUAUCCUGAUGGACAAGUUCGAGAACAAAGAAUUCCCGCCUCUUGAUGAUACGAGGGAGGAUGGCAUUAUACAGAAAUGCUGGAACGGAGGAUACAGCCAGGUUCAAGAACUGCUGGUGGAGUUCCCACAGAUCGACAGGCGUGACAGGAGAAUUGAUGAUCAUACACGCUCGAUUCGAAAGCGGGAAUGUGAGCAAUGGAUUGAGAGCGGAUUGGUGGACACACUGGAACGGUAUUAG